Penicillium argentinense is the source of this 2202-nucleotide messenger RNA. RefSeq names its product putative PHD finger domain protein. The transcript has 5 exons. Lineage: Eukaryota; Fungi; Ascomycota; Eurotiomycetes; Eurotiales; Aspergillaceae. Gene Ontology annotation, biological process: regulation of DNA-templated transcription. Gene Ontology annotation, cellular component: RSF complex. The record is from RefSeq and is a predicted model, not a curated record. Bases 1 to 2202 code for a protein of 733 amino acids.
AUGGGAUCGCGAAAGCGCAGCCACUCUGAGGCGGUUGCCGCCCCCAAGCAGCAGCCCGUAGACGACAUGGGACUGCUCUCCCGCAUUCGAAACUUCUGGCAAUUCGCUUGCCUUAUGCAGUACAUUGCUAUCUUCGGAAAAGUCAUGAAGAUCGACGAGGAGUUCGGUAUUGAGGAUCUCGAAGACGAGUGCCUGAAGCCCGAGCAUUCAUACAAGUUGUUGGAUAUUGGAUUAUGCCUCUUGAAGUGGAUCUCAUCGCACCGCGGCCUCACGUUCGACAACUUCGACGAGUACACCCGCCGUCAGUACAAUGCAAAGGCCCCUAACGAGCCCAAUCCUUUCGGUUACGACGAAGUACCCCUACACUUCCUGGAUUUCGAUGUUUUUCUCAAGCUACGUGUCCUUCACCAACUUUCUGUCUGGACGUUCUGGAACCCGGACCGCAUCCGUGACAAAAUGCCCGAAAAGAAAGAGGGCGACCAGAUCCAAUGGCGCAUCGAAGAAUUCGGCUGGGAUCGUGAAGGUCGAUCCUACUUCGUCCUAGACGACAACCGCCUCUACCGCCGCACCGAUCCUCCUAUCCCCGCCCCCCAACGGACCAAGAAGAAGCCAAAGAGUCGGUCUUCCCGAGUAUCCCGUACAUCGAAGCGCGCUUCAGCUGCUGCUGUGGAAAAUGGAUCCGGUGAAGAGAACGAAGAUGCCAACGGAGCCAAUGGUUCUCAUUUCGAUUUCAAGUGGGAGUGUGUCGCAGUCACUCUCCCUGAAUAUCAGGAUUUCGUCGACAGUAUCCGCAAAAGCAAGGACGCCGAUGAAAAGACUCUCCGCAGCCGCCUCGAGGAACAUGUCCUGCCCAUUUUGGAGAAAGCAGAAGAGGCACAACAGCGCAAGCGACAAAAGCGCGAAAAGGAAUUGCUCAAUAUGCAAAUGCUCGCUGGUGCCAAGCGGUCCAGCCGACUUGCAGCAAAGGAAGAAAAAGAGCGAUCCGAACGCGAUGCCGCCGAGGCCUCCCGAAAGCACGAGGCUGCUUUGGCCGAGGCUCGUCGAGAGCAAGCUCGAAAGCAACAGCUCGAACAAGACAGACAGUCUCGCAUGAUGACGCGUGAACAGCGCAUCAAAGACCGCGAACAGAAGCGGAUCUUGCAUCAGGAGGAGAUGGAGCGAAUCAAAGAAGAAGAAGCGAGGCUUGAGCGAGGCGAGGGUCGUAUCUCUGCACGAAACCUCAAGGCCGAGCGAGAAAAGAUGCAGAAGAACAUGGAUGACCUCCAAGAGGAGUCCUGGGUCUUCGACUGCUCUGGCUGUGGAGUGUAUGGAGAAAACAUCGAUGACGGAAGCCACAGCGUUGCCUGUGAGCGUUGCAAUGUCUGGCAACAUAGCGCCUGUCUUGGCAUCAUUAGGGAUGAUGCCGAGAAGGAUGACUUCCAUUUUGUCUGCCAGGAUUGCAAGCGAAAGGAAGAGGAGGCGAACAAGCCCAAGAUUCCACCUCUCAAAUUUCGAGUCAGCACAUCCGCAUCUCCGUCCUCUGUGCCUCCGUCCUCUGUGCCUCCGUCCUCUGUGCCUCCGUCCUCCUCUAUCCCCUCCCCUGCCUUUGUUCCCCUGCCUGCCUCUGUGCCUCCGCCCUCAUCAAUUCCUCCACCCCCAUCUGCUCCUCCGUCUGAUCAUAAGCGGAAGGCUGAAGAGGACGUGAGUCCUCCAUCUCCCACCAAACGGCCUCGAAAUGGCCUUGAAUCUCCGUCCACCCACAAUGGGACACCGGGCCUAAGCCCGACGAAACACGACUCUCCCCGUCCCUCGACAUCCGGCGGCCUGGCGAGCACUCCUGUGCUUCCGCCCUUCCACAAACUCGACCCAAGCCCGAAUCUUAUGGGUAGAAGAUCGCCGGAUGCGCCUAUUCCCCCUCCAGUGAAGUGCAUGACCCCGGAACAGGAAGAGCGUCGACGAAAGGAGGGGACGUCGACGCUGUUCCAGGGUCACACAUAUCCAUACAAUGGCCAGGCAUACCCGAUGUCCUCGCCAUCCUCGAUCCACCAGAUCCCUCCUCUGGGACCGGUGGCGGCCUCUCCCCUGCCUGACCCCGUCCCAUCUCCUCAACAUCACACAUACAACGGCCAGACCCAGCCAUUGUCCUCCCCCUCGAUCACCCGAAUUCCUCCCCUGGGACCGGCGGCGUCGACACCCUCCGUCGUCCCCACCCAGAAAUGCUAG